This is a messenger RNA of Oryza sativa Japonica Group (Japanese rice), 1041 nucleotides long. RefSeq lists its product as uncharacterized. Lineage: Eukaryota; Viridiplantae; Streptophyta; Magnoliopsida; Poales; Poaceae. The record is from RefSeq and is a predicted model, not a curated record.
UUUUGGUUGGGUUGGCUGGUAAACCACAAACAAACGUUGGAGCUGACCUUGAAGCCUUCUAGAAGACAAAGGGAAUCAGAGCUAAACAUAACCAAAGGGAUCACUAGCUUCUCUUCCUCUCUCUCUCUUUGUUUUUAAGAUAGAUCAUGCGUUUGACUCUAGUACAAGUGUAGUGCCGCUACCGAAUUCUCGCUGUCCUCCUCGCAGCCAUUUUUAUACGCCAACCUCCUCUUCUCUUCUCUUCUCCAAGAAACCACAGCCAGGCUAGCUUAGCGCGCGCCAUGGCCGGAGGAGACGGCGCCACCUACAAGGGCGGCAUCAAGGCCUACUGGAAGCGCCGGGGCUACGGCCGGCUCGAUCCCGCCUCCUCCGCGCACCGCCGCCCGCGCCUCCCCACCGCGGAGCUCGGCGACGGCCGCGGCGCGGCAGGAGGAGCGGGGCGGUGGCGGCGAGGGUGGCGAGUACGCCGCCGCGGGCUCGGGCGGCGGAUCCUGCGGGCGCUCUCGCCGCGGCGGCUGCUGGCGCGCCUCCGCGACGCGUACGUGCGGGGCAUGCUCCGCCUCGCGUCCUCCGCCGCCGUCGCCGGCGGCGGCUCCGCUCUGUACGGCGGCCCCGCCGGCGGCGCCGACCCCUUCGGGCGGCCGCGGCCGCUCAGGGAGUACGACGAGAAGGCGCUGGUGGAGAUCUACCGGUCCAUCCUCGCGCGCGGUGGCGGCGGCGGCGGCGGGGUCGUCCCCGUCGCCGGCGACGCCGCCGCGGUGGUCGCCGUGGCGCGGCUGCCCACGGUGGCGGGAGCGUGACCGCCGCCGGAUUUGGCGCGAAUCCGAAGCUUUGUCACGCUCUUUUUUUUUUCUUUUUUCUUCCCUUUUUCCCCUCUUAAUUUCUCUCAUGCAAGACUUGUGAUCCAGAAUUUUCGUACUGCUGUCCUAAUCGUGUCUGUUAAUUAAUCUUCUUUAAAUCUGGGGGCUGCAAUUUUGCAGUGUAUUAUUCGCACGUCUAAUUAUGCGAUACUGGGUUAAAUUAAUCUUCUUAACGGACAGC